Molecule: messenger RNA, 2930 nt
Organism: Symbiodinium pilosum
Lineage: Eukaryota; Dinophyceae; Suessiales; Symbiodiniaceae
Source: the annotation of a GenBank genome assembly
AUGGCAUUGCUGGUGUUGGAGUUGGAGCAGCAGACUCUUCGCCUCUCAGAACUGAGCAAGCAGAAGUUCCAGUUGGAGUAUGAGAAGACCAGGACCGAGUCCGACAUGCUGCCAAUAACCGCAGCUCGCGAUCGCCUCGAGCGCGAGAGGGAAGCACAGGACAAGCUUAUCGAAGAACUGCGCAAGGACCAGGACAAGCUUUUCAACGAGAAGUACGAAAUGGCGCGGAGCUUGCGAAGGGAUUUGGAGGCAGCGCAGGCGGAGGUCAGAUACCAGAAGAACAUCGCGGAAGAAGCGCGUGAGGCGCAGUAUCGGGAAAGGAAGCUGAAAGAGGACCUUCAGAUCGAAUUGAAGGAGGCAAGGGCAGAGUUUGCCGACAAGCAGGCCACCCUGGAGGAGAAUUGUCGCAUCAAGCAAGAGCAGCUUGACCGCACAACUCGCCAUUGGCAGACGUGCAGAGAACAGCUCGACGAGGCCGUGCGAGGGCUGGAGCAGGGUGCCGAAGCGGAAAAGCAGAGGAAAGCAGUCCAAGCGGAGUUGGAGGACUUGCGACUGGAGUUCGAGGCCUUCAAGCAGGAGCAUGAGGACUUCUUGAGACGGCGACUCCCGGGCGCAGACACGGGGGAGCUUCCUCGAGGCUUCGAGAGCCUUACCGAGCUGGUCCGCAUUGCCACCACCUCGAAGGAGGAGGCCCUGAAGGAGCGAGCAGCCAGAGAAAAUCUCCAGCAGGUGCUCCAAGACAUCGAGCGAGAGAUUCGCCAAAGAUAUCCUGUGCUCAUGAGCCAAGUGCAAGAGCUGCGCGAGCUUCGGAGCCAAAAUUCGGAGCUAAAGGAGCAGAACAAGAUUAUCUACAGCAAGGCCCGCGAGUAUGCGAUUUACAAUCGCGAUGCAGAGGUUCGCGCUCAACGAGCAGAGCACACGAACAAGAUUGUGGAAGCCCAUGCACAGGACCUUACCAAGCAGAUUGCCAUUCUGCUCUACGAGAAGACAAGGCGUUCGACCAUCAACUUGGCCGGUACAUCUAGGACCUGGUUUGCGCUGAAUCAGGCAGAAGAGGAAAACGAGUGGCCAAUGACUUCCGUGCAGGAAGUUGUAGAGCAAAAUGUGUCGCUCCGAAAAGCACUGCGGCAAGUUGAGGAACGGGUCCAAAGAGAAGAUGCCGAAGAAGCGGCAUCCUUUCAGGUUCGUGAGGAGCAGUUUGAUGAGGAUCUCGAAGAAAAAAAUGAGGAGCUCAAAAAUCUGCAAGCGCAGCUGAAGGAAGUGAAGCAAGCGCUUGAAGAAGCAGCUCACGAUCGCGAUGCUGCCGUACGCAAGGUGAAGUCGCUAGAGGCAGGAGGCGCCAGUGGCCCAUCGGCUGGCAAUGCCCCCGCUUCGGGUCAAGGGGCAGCUCCAGCAGCUGCGCCCGCACCGCCACCGACCGUCUCUGAGCGGGAGGCCAUCCGUCUCAAGUUCGAAAAGGAGGAGCUCUCCGAACGAUGCGAUCGUCAAGUGGCACAGCUGAAGGAGUUGGAGACGAAGGGGGCCCAGGCCGCCCGGGAUCUGGCCGUCAGCGACGCUAACCUUCAGUUUGAGCGCCAGCGCCGCCACGACUCGGAGGAGGCUUCCAAGCAGGUUGAAACCCAGCUUCGGGAACUCAAGGAGCGCUUCAGCGAGUCCCGUGCGCGAAUCAUGCAGAUCGAGUUCAUCGAGGGCGAGAACCGCCGGCUUGAAGGAGAAAACAGGAACCUCAAGGACAAGCUGAAUGUCAUUGAGGCCAACAAGUUAAUUGCCCCGCUUCAAGAAGAGCUUCUAGAGCGGACGAAGCAACGAAAUGCAGAACUCGAAGCAGAGAUGGACUCGCAUAAGAGCAAAGCAGAAGAAUGGAAGUCGCUGUACGACGCCUGCAAGUUCAAGCAGGAAGACUUUGACAAGUGGAACGCCCAGCAGGCCGAGCUGCAGAAAAAGAUUUCGCAGCUCGAGGAGAACUUAAAGCAAAAGGAUGCAGAGAUGGAAGCCCGGCAGGCCGAUUUGGAGGCAGAGCAGAAGAUCCUCCAAGAGGAGCGCAGCAAGAAUGAGGCCUUGAUCAAGGCGAGGGAAGACGUUGAGAAGGAAGCCAAAGAGAAGGAGAAGCAGGCGCAAGAAUCCGGAGUGCAACACUCCGAGCUCAGCAAGAAGAUUUCGCAGCUCGAGGCAAAACUGGAGGAGGAUCGCAGCAAGAACCAGACCCUUACCAAGGAACGCGACGACUUGCAGAAGGAAGUGAAAGAUCAGGAGAAGCGUUUGAAAGCCAUCGAGGGCCUGAAGCAGCUGCACACAAAGCGCAUCGACAUGAUUACCGCUGAAAAAACGAAGUUGAGCGAGGAGAACACAAAGCUAAAAGCGGACGCUGCGAAGCUGAAAUCGGAAGCAGCGAAGAGCACGCCAGAGGAUCUGAAAGCUGUCCAGAAGCAGGCGAGGGAAGACCUUGAGAAGGCAGCCAAAGAGAAGGAGAAGCAGGCGCAAGAAUCCGGAGUGCAACACUCCGAGCUCAGCAAGAAGAUUUCGCAGCUCGAGGCAAAACUGGAGGAGGAUCGCAGCAAGAACCAGACCCUUACCAAGGAACGCGACGACUUGCAGAAGGAAGUGAAAGACCAGGAGAAGCGUUUGAAAUCCAUCGAGAACAUGAACCAGCUGCACACAAAGCGCAUCGACAUGAUUACCGCUGAAAAGACCAAGUUGAGCGAGGAGAAUGCAAAGCUAAAAACGGACGCCGCGAAGCUGAAAUCGGAAGCAGCGAAGAGCACGCCAGAGGAUCUGAAAGCUGUCCAGAAGCAGGCGGAGUCGGACCUGAAAGCCGUUCAGAAGCAGGCCGACCUGGCGAUACACCUAUCCAUGGAGUACCGGAAGGCUUUGGAAGUCCUGCUGCCAGAGGCCGUGGAGAAGACAGCUGGGGAGAAAACCACCCCCGAGAA